UGUUUAGUUUUAAGGGCAUGUUUGUUACGGCUUUAUUUUCCCAAAAUUCCAUAUUUAUGAAGAUUAAUGUUUAGGGUUGAAUUGAUGAUAUGAUUUGUUAGGAAAUUCUCCAUCUCCAAUGGCGCAAAGAAAGAUCUUCAGCUCACAUGGUUUUGAUUUAUCUACUCGCCGUCGUCGUCGUUGUACACGCGCCGCCACCUCUAAAUAAGUCAACCAAUUGAAAGCACAGGACAGGAUACUUCCCAAUCGGAGCAAACUCUGUAUAUUAGGUUUGGGAAUGGGAGAGGAAGAUGGAGCCGGAGCCAGAUCGCCGCCGGUCAAUAGCUCCGGCCAUCAACCGAAGCCGACUGCCAAGCUCACAAUCUUACCUCUCAUCGCCUUAAUUUUCUACGAGGUCUCCGGCGGCCCCUUCGGCGUCGAGGAUUCCGUCAAAGCAGGCGGCGGCCCCCUCCUCCCUCUCCUAGGGUUCCUAAUUUUCCCUCUCUUCUGGAGCAUUCCAGAAGCUCUAAUCACCGCCGAGCUCGCCACCGCCUUCCCCGACAACGGCGGCUAUGUCCUCUGGAUCUCCUCCGCCUUCGGCCCCUUCUGGGGAUUCCAGGAAGGUCUCUGGAAAUGGUUCAGCGGCGUCAUGGACAACGCUCUUUACCCUGUACUAUUCCUCGAUUACCUAAAGCAUUCCCUCCCCGUCUUCUCCAACACCAUAGCUCGAAUUCCAGCUCUGUUAGGGAUUACUGCUUCUCUCACAUACUUAAAUUACAGAGGCCUCAACAUCGUCGGAUUCUCCGCCGUCUUGCUCGCCUGCUUUUCUCUGCUACCAUUUCUCGCCAUGGCUGCUCUCUCUGUACCUCGAAUUCAGCCGAAGCGCUGGCUCGUUGUGGAUCGCCGCAAGGUGGACUGGAGGGGAUACUUCAACAAUCUGUUCUGGAAUCUUAAUUAUUGGGACAAUGCGAGUACUGUCGCCGGAGAGAUUGAGGAUCCGAGCAGGGCGUUUCCGAGGGCGUUGCUUGGGGCGGUUGUUCUGGUGGUUUGUUCCUAUUUGGUACCGUUGCUUGUCGGCACCGGAGCUGUGGACACGGAUUCCGGCGAGUGGAGCGACGGCUAUUUUGCGAGGAUAGGAAUGAUGAUCGGCGGCGCGUGGCUGAAGUGGUGGAUCCAGGCGGCGGCGGCGUUGUCGAAUAUGGGGCUUUUUGAAGCUGAGAUGAGCAGCGAUUCGUUUCAGCUUUUGGGUAUGAGCGAGAUCGGGAUGCUCCCCGCGGUUUUCGCAUCGAGAUCGAAGUAUGGGACGCCGACAUUCAGCAUUCUAUGCUCGGCGACGGGCGUGGUCUUCCUAUCGUGGAUGAGUUUCCAGGAGAUCCAGGAGUUUCUCAACUUUCUCUACGCGGUGGGGAUGCUGUUGGAGCUUGCGGCAUUCGUGAAGCUGAGAGUGGACAAGCCGGAGCUGCAGAGGCCGUACAGAGUCCCGUUGGGAACGGUUGGUGCAGCGACGAUGUGCUUGCCCCCGGCAGUGCUGCUGGUUCUGGUGAUGUGGCUGGCGUCUCCGAAGACGUAUUUGGUGAGCGGGGUGGUGGUGGUGGCGGGGGUUGCUGCGUAUCCGUUUCUCGUCUGGGCGAAGGAGAGGAGAUGGGUCGAGUUUGUUAACUCGGAUGCUGUUGUUAUUGCGGAUGAGGAGCGUGUGAUGAUGCUCGAGGAACAUCGAGCGGUUGUAGCUUCUCACGGCAUUAGUUCCGCCAUGUCGGAGAUUUCAGCCUCAGCUUCAAAAUUGGAGUAGAGAGCGCACUCGAAAGUAGUCGUCCAAGUUAAAGAGAGGCAAGUAAAGCUGUGAUGAUAUGAUAAUUGUUUGUCCAUAUUUGUAACAUUUUGUUGUAAUGACAAGCAUAUAUACGGACUUUUAUUAAGAUUAUUAUUAAGUGAUUAAAUGAUCUUUUAAUUAAAUGAAAAAAAAGAAAGAUUAAAUA
Messenger RNA from Andrographis paniculata, 1955 nucleotides. RefSeq names its product probable polyamine transporter At3g19553. Gene Ontology annotation, molecular function: transmembrane transporter activity. The record is from RefSeq and is a predicted model, not a curated record. Gene Ontology annotation, cellular component: membrane. Bases 278 to 1768 code for a protein of 496 amino acids. NCBI's taxonomy places the organism in Eukaryota, Viridiplantae, Streptophyta, Magnoliopsida, Lamiales, Acanthaceae. Gene Ontology annotation, biological process: transmembrane transport. The transcript is spliced from 2 exons.